AUGGCUCUCAUUCACAACCGCUAUCGCCCCGUACGAAAGCUCGCUCACACGACGUAUGGUGGUAUCUAUCUCUGCAAUGACGAAAUGAUACAAUCGCAUCCUGUGGUGCUUAAAUGCGUGUCGCUAUUGCGUGCCAUUCACAUGCUGGACCAGUACAAACCGAACCUUCAAUUGCCCGACGACCCCCGACAAGAAAAGGCUUUUGCCAAUUUCCAACGUGUUUCGCAUCCACACCUUGUCAAGUACCUGGAUGACUUUGUCGAAGGUCACACGCUGUAUUUUGUGCUGGAAUAUUGCGCUGGUGGGGACCUGUACGCCAGUGUGAACCGAGGCCAAAACCGACGACUCAACGGUGUUGACGCACUUGCUGUCAUCAAACAAGUGGCGGAGGGCGUUGCUUACUUGCAUAGCCACAAUUUUGCCCAUCGAGAUUUGAGUCUCGAGAACAUCAUGCUCAACCAAGGUGUGUUCAAGAUUGGAGACUUUGGGCUUUCGACACGGACCGAUCAGCUGUGCUUUGAGAGCGUGGGCAAAGCUUAUUAUAUGGCGCCCGAGGUAGUAGCCCCGAAAGUCAUGUACGACCCCAAGGCGGCCGAUAUGUGGUCGUUGGGCAUUAUCCUCUUCAUCCUCGUCACGGGGUCACCGUUGGUGCCACUGGCGACGGAAGAGGAUUCUGCAUUCCGAGUGUUUAAAAAGGUCGGCGUGCGAGAGGUGCUAGUAGCGUGGAGGAUGGUAGACGUGCUUGAUGAGAGAGCCCUGAAGCUACUAGAUGGUCUACUACAGUGCGACCCGAAGAAGCGAAUGACUGUCGAGCAGGUGCUGAGUCACGACGCUUUCAACCGGAAAGCAAAGGCAUGA
Messenger RNA from Peronospora farinosa, 858 nucleotides. The record is from the annotation of a GenBank genome assembly. Lineage: Eukaryota; Oomycota; Peronosporomycetes; Peronosporales; Peronosporaceae.